Molecule: messenger RNA, 1241 nt
Organism: Acyrthosiphon pisum (pea aphid)
Lineage: Eukaryota; Metazoa; Arthropoda; Insecta; Hemiptera; Aphididae
Product: acyl-CoA-binding domain-containing protein 1
Exons: 1
Coding region: 403-1092 (229 amino acids)
Molecular function (GO): fatty-acyl-CoA binding; protein binding
Source: RefSeq, a predicted model, not a curated record
AAAAAAAAAAACGUGCUCUUUUUAGUAACAAUAGUAUUUACAAAGUUGGUUCAACAUUCUCAUUAGAUUUUUUAAUAUAAAAUGUCAAAAUUGACGAAAUUUUUCGUUGGGAAUUUGCCGUGGACAGUUAGCAGCCGAGAACUCCGUAAAUACUUUGCAUCAUUCGGCCACGUUGCUACUGCAGACGUAUUGUUCGACCAUUCUACUGGUUUGUCAAAGGGCUACGGAUUCGUUCAGUUUUCUACAACAGGUGGAUACGAAAGCGUAUUAAACAAUGACAAACAUGAAUUAGACGGGCAAACAUUGGUUCUUAAAACAGCUGAUUUUCAAUAAUUGUCUCUUACAAGCAAAAUUCCUGUUUUUUUUAUAAUAGACCUAUUAGUAUAUAAUAUAGCUUAAGUAAUGGAUUUUAAUUCUAAAAAAUUAUCUGAUCAGUUUGAUAAAGCUGUCUCUUUUAUUUCUGGGUCUAAUUUGUCUGAUGUUGACACACAGCUUAAAUUGUAUGGGUUUUAUAAGCAAGCAAUAGAAGGUACAUGUACUCAACCAAAACCUCCAAUAUACGAUCUAAAAGGUCGUAAAAAAUGGUAUGCCUGGUCUGAAAUGGGUUCAAUGUCUAAAGAAGAAGCUAUGACAUCAUACAUAAAUUUAGUAAAGACAAUAAAUCCAAACAUAGAAACAGAAAAAACUGGAUGGGUGACAGUAAGUACAUUUGCCAAUGACGAAAUACCACUAUCGGAAAAUGAAAAAACCAUUAGUGAUUGGGUUAAAGAAGGAGACUUAAACAAAAUAAAGACUUUUAUAGGCGACAUAAAUGUUCAUGAUUGUAUGGGAAUGGCACCAAUCCACUGGGCUUCAGAUCGUGGAGAUUUGAAAAUUUUGAGAAUUUUAGUGGAAAAUCAUUCGGCUGAUGUCAAUUUACAAGAUAAUACGGGCCAAACAGCUUUACAUUACGCUGUAUCUUGUAGUCAUGAAGAGAUAUGCAAAUAUUUGGUUAGCAUGGGUGCAAGAAUAAAUAUUCAAGAUGAGGAUGGAUUUACUGCUCUAGAAAUGUGUUUGGAUGAAAAAUUAAAAUCACUAUUGUCAAUGAAUUAAAUAUUUAUACACAAUUCUAUAUUUCUAUGUAUAUAAUUAUAAUUACGAUAUGUUGAAACCAAAUUAAAAAUUAUUGUGUGUAAGAAUAAAAUUUAGUGAGUAUUAUGUAAUAUUUUUAAAAUAAAUAAAUUAAAAUCAUUUUAUUCAUA